AUGGCCACCCGCGCUGCAAAUAACCGCCUUGCCCGCGAAUACCUCGCGAUCCAGAAGAACCCCCCGCCCUACAUUCAGGCGCACCCCAGCGAGGCGAAUAUCCUCGAGCCCCGAAGACACCCCCUACGAGCACGGCCAAUACUGGGGCACCCUCGUCUUCCCCCCGACUACCCCUUCAAGCCGCCCGCCAUCCGCAUGAUGACCCCCUCCGGGCGCUUCCAGACCUCGACGCGGCUAUGUCUCUCGAUCUCUGACUUCCACCCAAAGUCCUUCAACCCCGCCUGGGAAGUGUCCACCAUCCUCAUCGGGCUCCUCUCCUUCAUGACGAGCGAGGAGAUGACAACAGGCUCCAUCAGCACCUCCGCCGCCGACCGCCGCAUCCUCGCCCACCGCACAAGAUGGUGGAACAGCACCGGCGGCGGCUCCGGCGUGCUGGACCCCGCCACGGGCGCGGUUGUGCCAAACACUGUUGCGAGCUCGGGGCCGACGGGUAGGGGCGUGGGGUGGGGCGAUAUGGGGAAGCGCUUUAGGAGCGAGUGGCCGCAGGUUGAUAGCGAGAAUUGGGAGUGGAUGAAGGUCGAGAGGAUCAAUAUGCAUACGGGGAUGGCGAUGCCGGCGCUGGGGUCGGGGACGCAGGAGGGGGCGGCGGCGGGAGCGGCGGGGGAGCAUGGCGGGAGUGUGGUGCCGGGUGGGGGCGUGAGGAAGAGGGUUGUGGGUGCGGGGGCGAGUGGGAGUGCGGCGACGGCGGCGGCAGGGGAGGCCGUAGUCAGGGUGGGCGAGACUUGGAUGAGGAGGCAUAAGAUGCUUGUGGGUGCGAUUGUGCUCUUGGUGUAUGUGCUCCUGGCGAGGAUACUGGAGUAG
Morchella importuna is the source of this 861-nucleotide messenger RNA. RefSeq lists its product as uncharacterized. Lineage: Eukaryota; Fungi; Ascomycota; Pezizomycetes; Pezizales; Morchellaceae. The record is from RefSeq and is a predicted model, not a curated record. The transcript has 3 exons. Bases 1 to 861 code for a protein of 286 amino acids.